This is a messenger RNA of Pestalotiopsis fici W106-1, 978 nucleotides long. Its product is annotated as Endoglucanase 3. NCBI's taxonomy places the organism in Eukaryota, Fungi, Ascomycota, Sordariomycetes, Amphisphaeriales, Sporocadaceae. Gene Ontology annotation, molecular function: hydrolase activity, hydrolyzing O-glycosyl compounds. The transcript has 2 exons. Gene Ontology annotation, biological process: glucan catabolic process. The record is from RefSeq and is a predicted model, not a curated record. The coding region runs from base 1 to 978 and encodes 325 amino acids.
AUGAAGCCGUCCUUUUUCAGCUCCGCCCUUGCUGGCGUUGCUCUUGCCUCUGGCGCUGCCGCCAAGCUGAAAUGGUUUGGUAUCAACCAGAGUGUUGCUGAGUUUGGAUCUGGUGUGUAUCCGGGUGUCUGGGGAACCAACUUCUACUUUCCCUCGACCUCGUCCAUCGGUACAUUGAUUGGCGAGGGUUACAACAUUUUCCGUGUUGCCUUCUCCAUGGAACGUCUUGUCCCCAACACACUCACUGGCAGUGCCGAUGCUGCUUACCUGGCCAACUUGACCAGCACCAUCAACUACAUCACAAGCAAUGGCGCUUACGCCGUGCUUGACCCGCACAACUUUGGUCGCUACUACUCCAACAUCAUUACCGAUGUAAGCGGCUUUGGCUCAUUCUGGACCACUGUUGCCACGGCCUUCAAGGACAAUGCCAAUGUCAUCUUUGAUACCAACAACGAGUACCACGACAUGGACCAGACUCUCGUCUUGAACCUUAACCAGGCCGCCAUCAACGCCAUCCGCGGCGCCGGCGCCACCAGCCAGUACAUCUUUGCCGAGGGCAACUCGUACUCGGGUGCCUAUGUCUGGAACACGACCAACACCAACCUGGCGGCACUGACAGACUCGUCCAACAAGCUCAUCUACGAGAUGCACCAGUACCUGGACUCUGACAACUCGGGCACGUCGGACGUGUGCGUGUCGACCACGAUUGGUGUCGACCGCGUCAUUGGCGCCACCGAGUGGCUGCGCGAGAACGGCAAGCUGGGCGUCUUGGGAGAGUUCGCCGGUGGCGCAAACUCGCAGUGCCAGACGGCCAUCAAGGGCCUCCUCGACCACCUCCAGGACAAUAGCGACGUCUGGCAGGGCGCCCUCUGGUGGGCUGGCGGUCCCUGGUGGGGUGACUACAUCUACAGCUUCGAGCCCCCGAGCGGUACUGCCUACAAGUACUACGACUCGCUUCUGCAGACCUACACGCCAUAA